Metopolophium dirhodum (rose-grain aphid) is the source of this 2907-nucleotide messenger RNA. Its product is annotated as zinc finger MYM-type protein 1-like. NCBI's taxonomy places the organism in Eukaryota, Metazoa, Arthropoda, Insecta, Hemiptera, Aphididae. Gene Ontology annotation, molecular function: protein dimerization activity. The record is from RefSeq and is a predicted model, not a curated record. The transcript is spliced from 10 exons. The coding region runs from base 1 to 2907 and encodes 968 amino acids.
AUGAACUCAGAAAUUUGUGUGUGUGGCAAAGAGCGAGGAGGGCUCAAUAAUACAAAUUGGAUGCGUCAUGCAAAUAAAUGCAAAAAAAGAAAAUCCUGUUCAAACAAUAUAAGUAUUGCUAAGUUUUUCAAGUCUUCACGAGUAACAGAUCAAGAUCAUAAUAUUGUGAGUUCAGCAAUUGUUGAUGUUGAUGUUGAUGAUGAAAUUUUAAGAUUUGGAAAUGAUCCGGCAGUUUUCAGUCAGUUAAAUGAUCUUACACCUGAGCUUAUAGAUUUCUUUUUUAAAAAUGGAUCAUCUCAACCAUCAUCAAAUGAUUUUUCCAACAAAUGUUUUCCUAAAAACAGUUCAGAAAGAUCAUUUCGUGAAAACUGGUACUGGAAAAAAUCUCCAAGUGGAGAAAUUACUAGAAGAAAAUGGCUAUCUUAUUCCAAGUUAGAAAAUAGUAUUUAUUGUCAUUAUUGCGCACUUUUUGGUCGAACUGGUCAAACAAGUUGGGUUAAAAAAGGCUAUAGUAACUUUCAAAAUGCAGACAUGAGAAUAAAAUUACAUGAAACAACUGAAAAACAUAUUAUGGCAUCUAUUAAAGUAGCAUACAGACAAGCAGCUUUUCCACUAAUACCUUCUUUGGUAGAAAAUAACAAGACACAUAUUGCACACAACAAAGAAAUAAUUAGACAUUUAAUAGACAUUACUUUAUUUCUUAGCAGACAUUGUUUGUCUUUUCGGGGACAUAAAGAGAAUACAAAUGAGGAUAUUCGAGGAAAUUUCAAAGAUCUAGCUGCACUGUUAGCUAAAUACUCUCCAGCCUUAGCAUCGCUAAACAGCAUUCAACAAGAACUAUUGAGUGCUACAUAUUUCAGUGUUUCGUUGGACACUACUUUUGAUAUAUCAAGGAAAGAACAGUUAUCUCUCGUAUUUCGAUAUAUUAAUAAAGGGAUCAUAUGUGCACGACUCGUCGCAGUACGUGAGACGCUCCUUACAACUGGGCAACAUCUCUUCGCUGUGUUUAAUGAUAUUUGUGAAGAAAUGAAGUUAAACUGGAGACAGCAUCUUGUUGGUCAGUCAUUUGAUGGAGCUGCCUCAAUGCGAGGCACUUAUAAUGGACUUCAAGCGUUUAUUAGAGAACAAAAUUCAAGUGCAAUAUAUGUUUGGUGUUAUGCACAUCGUUUUAGCUUGGUUGUGGUUGACGCUGUAAGUAGUUGCCUUGAAGCUCGUGAUUUGUUUGGGAACCUGGAGUUACUGUUUGAUUUUAUUGGAAGCAGUAAAAAAAGAAUUGGUCUUUAUUCUAAUUUUCAAAAAAUCCGUUACCCUGGGAACCCUCAACGGCGAUUAAAAAGAGUCACCACAACACGUUGGUCAUCUCACUCAUCUGCUCUUGAAACUGUUAUUGUUACAUUUGAUGCUUUAAUUGAUACACUGGAUGAUUUACAAAAUGAUCCCACCACUGAUCGUGUUUGCUGUGUAAAAGCAAGUAGCUUAAUGGAUUAUAUGUUGUCUGAGCGUUUUAUAUUAACAAGUUUGUUGUUCACCAAUAUUUUUAAUAUUACAAGUCCAUUGAAUAAAUUUCUUCAAGGUAAAAAUGCUGAUUUGUUAGCUGCUGUUAAUUAUGUAAAAGAUGCACUCACGAAAAUAGAAGACCUUCGAUGUGACAUACAGUUUGAUGAAUUACAAAAGAAUAAAAACAAAUUCAUUGAAUCGAAGAAAAAUGAUUUUUCUUUCACUCCAAUUAGACAAAAUAAACGUAUUAGACGUAUUAAAAUAAUGCCAGGUGAAAAGUCAUUAGAUGUACCAAUAUAUAACCCUACCGAUCAAUUUAAAGUCAACACAUACUACACCGUCUUAGAUAUUAUCACGACACAAAUAAAGGAACGCUUUAAUGAAAACUCAUCACCAUUAUUAAAAGAUCUUUCACUUUUUCAAAGAACAAGAAUUCAGGAAAUUGCUGAAAAUAAUUCUACUAAAGACUUAAGGCGUGAAUAUUUACAAUUUGUAAAUAUAUAUCUUACAUUUGAACCAUUGACAAAACUUCCAAAAAAACUUCAUGGUGACAUUGAUUCAAUUAUACACUAUGAAACUGAUGAUGAGGACAUUGACAAUGACGAAGAAGACAACGAAAAGCAUUUUUCGUUGUCAAUUGCUCUAACACUACCGGUAUCAAGUGCAUCGCCCGAAAAGACAUUUUCGAAAUUGAAGCUGAUCAAAACUAGGUUGAGAAGUACUAUGGGUGAAGAGCGGCUGGAAUCUCUAAUGUUGAUAUCCUGUGAAAAGGACAUUACUUUAUGUCCAGAUGAAAUUAUUAACACUUUUUCAAACAACAGUAUUAUCUUAAAAAAAUUAUUUAUCACAGUAUUCAAUAGAACAUAUUUUAAAUCUAUACUCGUACCACCGGUAGAACGCUACUCGCUCGCGCAUCCAAAUGAUCGAGCUCCGCGGUUUUGUAGCCAAAUUUCUCGCACUCUACCAACUAAAAAUUCAGCUAAAGUAGAAGUUAAGUGGUGUGAAAUAUUUGAAUACACUAAAGCUCAUGACAUUGAUACAACUAACAUAUCAAAAAUUGUAGAAUAUUCUUCGGAAAUUCCGGAAUUGUUGUCAGAACAAAACAUACAUGUUAUGGAUCAAAGCUAUAAAACUAAAGUCCAACUAAGGCUUCAGAGUAAUUUACAAAAUACAGAGUCCUUAUCAUUAUUACCUUCAAAUCCUGGUGAAAAAAAUUCAAAGGAUGCUAUAGAACUAUCUACUAUUACAAGUUGUGUUGAUAACGUCAUGGUAAAAAAUGAUGAUUAUACUGAUUUACAAAAUGAGACAACUUCAUUAUUAACUUCAAAAUCAAUUGAAAACAAAUUAAACGAUAAUACAGUAGCAGCCGCUCUGAAUUUGAUGACAGUGACAAAGAUAACAGGGGCGUAA